Closterium sp. Yama58-4 is the source of this 393-nucleotide messenger RNA. The record is from the annotation of a GenBank genome assembly. NCBI's taxonomy places the organism in Eukaryota, Viridiplantae, Streptophyta, Zygnematophyceae, Desmidiales, Closteriaceae.
AUGUUUCUCUAUCAGGAUCUGAUCUCUGGUGACGCGCUGCUGUCCAACAAUUAUCGCCUCACGGAGACUCAGAACGGCAUCUUAUACGAAGUCGAGAGCCAGGAACUACCAGCGCUUGACAAGGAUGCUUUCGAAGAUUACGUGAAGGCUCACAUCAAAAAGCUCGUAAAGCUGAUUCCUAAUGAGAGGCGAACGGAAUUCAUUGCGGAGUCGGCCGGUGCUGCCAAUUGGCUCAUCUCCAAGCUCGAUGACCUGAAGUUCUUUGCUGGUGAGAACAUGAACUUAGAUAACUUGGAGGAAGGCUCACUCAUUUAUGCUUACCACAAGGAUGGUGCUGACAACCUCACCUUUGUCUAUUUCAAGGACGGCCUGAAGAAGGGGGACUUCUUUUAA